AUGAAUAACGAUAGUAAUACAAAUACCGCAGAUACUAAUACUAGCAAAUUUGUGGGGUUUUUUCAAAAUUACUUUUCUCAAACACAAAAAUCAAAAUCCUUACCUGAUAGUUCUGAUAACCAAAACAAAAAAUCACAAAAUUUGGUUAAAGAUAACUAUCCGUAUAUCUAUGUCACAAGAAUAAUGAGCCAACGAAAAACCAACUAUACUUAUAGAAUUAUUUCACUUGGCUUUUAUCCUUUAAAUGUUACCAAAACCCGACGCAAUUCAAUUAAUGGGACAGUUUAUCAAAUACCAGAUGACUAUUCAUUUAUAGUAACAAUAUAUAAAAUUCAAAUUACAUGUAAAACUCAAUACCAAAAUAACUUAGUAAAAUAUACAAUAAGUUGGAUUGAUCACAAUAGUGAAACACAGCAAUAUAUUACAAGUUAUAGCUCUGCAACUGAUGUAAGCAACAAGUUUUUACAGAAAUUAGGAAAAUCUAAUAAAAGUUCUAUCUCAGGAGUAAAAUUAUUCGCUUUUGAUUUGGAAUGUUUAGAAAAACGACGUAAUUCUCAAAGUAUAGAUCUAGAAAAACAGCGUAGUUCUCAACAAAAACCUUUAGAAGAACUGUCUUUAUCACAAAUAAAUCGACGACUUAGGUCACUUGCCAAUAAUAUUAAAGAUAAUAAUAAUACAAUUGAGCUUAAUUUUCAAUCAUUAGUUGAUAAUUUUACUACAGAUGAAUACCUUGAUUCUAUCGUUUAUGCUUUUGAUGAUGCAUUAGUUUCAAGAGAUAGUCUACGACGAUUGGCAGCAGUAAUACCUGGAAUAGAUCGCGAAUAUUUAAUAAGCAAACGACGAACAGAAAUUAAUAAUUUUAUGAGCAACAAA
This is a messenger RNA of Dentiscutata erythropus, 873 nucleotides long. NCBI's taxonomy places the organism in Eukaryota, Fungi, Glomeromycota, Glomeromycetes, Diversisporales, Gigasporaceae. The record is from the annotation of a GenBank genome assembly.